AAGAGUCUCCUAACCAAAGAAAAUUCUCUCGAAAUGGAGGAAGCUUUUAGGAGGCUGAAUGGUAUGUCUCCCCAUGUUCAUGAGCCAGAACCCAUCAUACCAGAUCAUAUGUUGAAAAAGUCCACCACCACUACAAGCACAAACAAGAGGCCACUGAAGGAGAGCGGUACCACGGCUGGGACUAUGAGGUACCGUGGGGUCCGCAGGAGGCCUUGGGGACGAUAUGCAGCUGAGAUAAGGGACCCACAGUCCAAGGAGAGGCGCUGGCUCGGAACCUUCGACACUGCUGAGGAGGCGGCUUGCGCCUAUGACUGUGCUGCUCGUGCCAUGCGCGGUCUCAAGGCCCGUACCAACUUCGUUUACGCCACUCCUGCUGAUCACGAUUACAACAUGUACAAGCCAUCUCAGCCGUCCAUUGGAGCCUUCACCAACUCAUCAUCAUCUCGUCCUCCGUUCAGCUCCCAUCCCCCAAACUGGGCGUCUCCUUACUCACACCCCCAUACAUAUGCUCCGCCGCAGAGGAAUAUUACCGCCUCUUCUUCUCCUCUUAACAUGGUUUUGCUCCGUGACGUGCCCCCAACAGAUGGGAAUUUCUCGAGGGGUUCGUUGGUAAAUAGCGUCACACCUCAUGUGUGUGGGCCUACUUACACUUCUCAUGGUGGGGUCAGGAAUAUCAACCUCACCGCAAACACUCCUCAAACUGACUUCUUGGAUUUCUUUUCACAAGAACCCUCUCAUUCUGGUUUGCUCCAAGAGGUAGUUCAAGGCUAUUUGCCAAAGACUGAUACUUCAAAAGGGAUGAGUACUAGUAGUGUAGAAGAAUUUGUUAAUCCUUCCAACUCUAAAUUUUACAUGAAGAAUGAGUCGUGUUUUGGUGGUUUUCUUGAUAACCAAGUUGAGCAAGUACAGCUUGGUAAUUUCACAGAAGUACUCCAUGGCUCACAGGCGUUGCCAUAUGGUUACAACGAUCAGCUGCCAUUGAUGAAGCUCGAUCACUUGGGCCAGGACUCCGUUUUUAAUGAUAUUAUUCAGUACCCAGAACUAUUCUCUACCGCUUUUGCUGCUAGGCUCCAGAAUGCUUAGACACUCAUGUUUCCUUUUGUUUUCAAGUUUUAAGAUCAGAUAUGCAGUGAUAGCUUCACAAAUUUCAGUUCAAGUUGAUUAGUACGUACUAAUAAUAUCUUUACGGUUUCUGAAUCCUGGU
This is a messenger RNA of Tripterygium wilfordii, 1204 nucleotides long. Its product is annotated as ethylene-responsive transcription factor ESR2-like. Gene Ontology annotation, molecular function: DNA binding; DNA-binding transcription factor activity. Gene Ontology annotation, biological process: regulation of DNA-templated transcription. The transcript has a single exon. The record is from RefSeq and is a predicted model, not a curated record. Lineage: Eukaryota; Viridiplantae; Streptophyta; Magnoliopsida; Celastrales; Celastraceae. Bases 34 to 1083 code for a protein of 349 amino acids.